AUGAUUAAACCUCCAGAAUCCAAUUUGGAACAAUCGAAGAUUGUAUAUCGCUCACAACAGAAUAUCAAAUCGAAUCAAAGGUCUCAAUGCUCAGUUUCACGACUGAUUUGUAUUCAAUUAUUAAUUUUAUUAGCACUUCUUGUCUUAGCAGCGAUUACCAUUCCAAUUGUAGUUCUUAUACUUGAUAAUCGUUCAUCACCAUGUUCAUCAACUUAUUCGGAUACUUUUACCAAUGGUGUGACACCAACAGCAGCUCAAUGUGCAAAUUGGCAACAAUUUAAAACAAGUUUAACUUGUUCAUCGUAUUCCAAAAUGCGCUUUUAUGGUUCAAAAGAUCUUGUUGGUGUUACUGUAUCUGAUCCAUCUGCUGUCAUUGCACUGGUAGUUGCUUUAAAGUAUAACACAACAGUGACUGCACUAUCAAAUGGGGUUUACUGGAGAGUUGGCAUAUGUGGAAGUGGUUUUGAGAUAUCUGCAAAUGGAUUUUGUGCUUGUGCAGCAAAUUAUGCAUUGAGACCAUGUCACAGUAAUUCAGAUUGGGGAGGAAUGGGCAGUCCAACAUGUAGUUCGGCAACACAAACAUUAUCACUUUAUUUUGAAUAA
This is a messenger RNA of Adineta ricciae, 603 nucleotides long. The record is from the annotation of a GenBank genome assembly. NCBI's taxonomy places the organism in Eukaryota, Metazoa, Rotifera, Eurotatoria, Adinetida, Adinetidae.